UCUGAUCAACGUUCAAUACUUGUUCUUGGCCCCAAUGGACUGAUGGGGGCCUGAUAUUUCUCCACUCUUAGCUAUUAUGUAUCUAUUUUCUUUAGUAAUCCGUUUUCCUCUUGCCCUGGUCACCGGGGGUUCUGUGAUGGCCUAUUGGCGUAUCUGCAAAGCACACUACAAGGAUCUCUACCCUACAGGAGCCCGCAUCACAACAACGAGGAAGAUUUUUCUUGGUGCUUCAUCAGUUAGAUAGCAGGCAAAUGCCCCGACAAUCGCCGAACACGAGUGAGCGAUCCCCAUAGGUAAUAUAUGUAUCACUGUAACCAAUGAGCUCUUCCGAAGUUAAAGUUGGUCCUUGUUCUAU
Aspergillus alliaceus is the source of this 355-nucleotide messenger RNA. RefSeq lists its product as uncharacterized. Bases 77 to 244 code for a protein of 55 amino acids. The record is from RefSeq and is a predicted model, not a curated record. Lineage: Eukaryota; Fungi; Ascomycota; Eurotiomycetes; Eurotiales; Aspergillaceae. The transcript has a single exon.